AUGGGUGUAAUACAAGUGCAGCAGGCGCCCCCAAGACCAAGGAAAGCCGUGGAAUCAGAAGAAGCUAGUAAGUCGAGCGUAUUUUCCAAUAAAAAAUGUACGCGAAGCACCAGCUGUCCAGUGCGGUUUUGUCUACGGAGGCAAGGGAACCAACUGGCAGUGACCUCUUAUUUUCUGGAACACAACCACAAACUGUCAAAGUUUCUGUACGAUCGGCUUCCAGUCAGUCGACGUCUAACCGAAGACGAGUUGGGCACAGGCAAGGCCCUGCUGAGAUAUGGGACACCGUCAUCUGAGGUGCGGCAGAUGAGAGAAUACAAGUUGGUUGUUCUGGGGAGCGGUGGUGUCGGGAAAAGUGCCCUCACCGUACAGUUCGUGCAAGGAAUUUUUGUCGAGAAAUACGAUCCGACGAUUGAAGAUAGUUACCGAAAGCAAGUAGAGAUAGAUUCCCAACAAUGUAUGCUUGAGAUACUAGAUACAGCUGGAACAGAGCAGUUUACCGCUAUGCGGGAUCUUUAUAUGAAAAAUGGACAGGGAUUUCUGUUGGUGUACUCGAUAACGCAGCAGUCUUCGCUAAACGACCUUGCCGAUCUUCGUGAGCAGAUUCUGCGAGUGAAGGACGUCGACGAGUUUCCUCUCGUACUUGUUGGCAACAAGUGUGAUUUGGAGGACGAACGUAGUGUUGGACGUGAUCAGGGACAGAGGUUAGCAAAUGAAUGGAGGUGCAGUCACAUGGAAACCAGUGCAAAAGCGAGAAUCAAUGUGAAUGAGGUUUUCUGUGAUUUGGUUCGCCAAAUUAACAGUAAAACUCCGGAACCGAAGGCCAGAAGUUCCAAACAAACCAAGUGUUGUGUUGUGUGACCGGCACCUGUGCGUACGAGAAGGUCCCAGUUUGAUCUGAACCAAUUUUCUCAUUCUAAUAUUAUAUGUCUCUCUGCAUGCUGAUCAUCGUUGUCACCAUUUAGUUCUCAUUCAUUUGAAUAACGCCUUGUUUUGCGCGCUUCGACCUCCUUUUAUAAUCAUGAAAUGCACUCUUGCCAUUGCGUUAAAUAAAUGUACGAGUUGUUUGACAACCAAGUUGGACCAUCAGAUUUACUCCUUUGUGCCUUCAUUCACAGUCAAUGGAGACAAGUCCCAUCAUGCCUGUUUUUUAUCAACUCACACUAAUUUUGUCGGUGAUUACUGCUUUGAUCCCUUCAUUUGUUCGCGCUCCGGAUUGGUUUUGUCCUUUGACGAACACACACUAUGUAUAUUUUUAUCUUUAGGGUGCUAUCCCUGCGUACGCUUGUUUUCAGACAGGUAACUGUAAUAUUUCCUUGUAAUUUUAUUCGGCUUAUAAUUCCAGUCACAGACUUUAACAUUUGUUUUCUUUGAUUGGAAUCCGUUUCUAGGAGGACGUUGGUUUCUUCUUCACCUCAAUAUCUCAUCGAUUUUACAAGGUCUCCAACUAUAACUAUACUGAAUACUGGUGGUGAUUUCUACUGACUUGAUUCGGCUGACUGGUCGAAAUCUAAGUGUCUCAGAAUUUUGUCGUUACUGUCCCAGAUCACCCGUUUUGUGUUCCGGAUGCCACCUAUAACGAUAACACAGUGCAGUGCACCGUGCCACUUCUUCACUGGGUGUUAAACAGGUCAUUCAUUGUUUAGCCUUAUGUUUCCUGGGAGUAUUGUUGUGAUUGAAAAGUGCUUUUGAGACAAGGUUGCAUUGAUCACGUCUCUAAGAGGCGUUUGUAAUGUGUUGAUGGUCAACAGUUUCAGGCUACAACUUUGCGAUCCAA
Messenger RNA from Opisthorchis viverrini, 1777 nucleotides. RefSeq lists its product as hypothetical. The record is from RefSeq and is a predicted model, not a curated record. Gene Ontology annotation, cellular component: plasma membrane. Bases 1 to 861 code for a protein of 286 amino acids. Gene Ontology annotation, biological process: cellular response to cAMP; negative regulation of synaptic vesicle exocytosis; Rap protein signal transduction. Gene Ontology annotation, molecular function: GTPase activity; GTP binding; GDP binding. The transcript is spliced from 4 exons. NCBI's taxonomy places the organism in Eukaryota, Metazoa, Platyhelminthes, Trematoda, Opisthorchiida, Opisthorchiidae.